Mauremys reevesii (Reeves's turtle) is the source of this 3679-nucleotide messenger RNA. It is a transcript of the gene UNC45A, whose product is annotated as unc-45 myosin chaperone A. Gene Ontology annotation, molecular function: Hsp90 protein binding. The record is from RefSeq and is a predicted model, not a curated record. Bases 28 to 2826 code for a protein of 932 amino acids. NCBI's taxonomy places the organism in Eukaryota, Metazoa, Chordata, Testudines, Geoemydidae. The transcript has 20 exons.
GCGGCCGACUCGGUGCCCGGACUCAGCAUGGAGGGGGCCGGGGCGGCGGGGCAGCUGCGGCAGGAGGGGAACCGGCUCUUCCAGGCCGGGGACUACGCGGCGGCGCUGGCCUCCUACACGCGCGCCCUGGAGCUGUGCGCGGGGCCCCCGGAGCGCGCCGUGCUGCACCGCAACCGGGCCGCCUGCCACCUGAAGCUGGAAGAUUACGCCAAUGCAGAAGCUGAUGCGUCUAAAGCCAUCGAAGCCGAUGGCCACGACGUGAAGGCGCUGUUCCGCCGCAGCCAGGCGCUGCAGAAGCUGGGCCGCCUGGACCAGGCAGUCUACGACCUGCGCAGAUGUGUGAGCCUGGAGCCCAGGAACAAGGCUUUCCAGGAGGCAUUGCACGAUCUGGGGAGCAGCAUGCAGGAGAAGAUGAAGCUCAUGUCCUGCACAGACUCCAAAGUAGAGCAGAUGUUUCAGAUCUUACUGGACCCCAAAGAGACAGACACAGAUAAAAAACAGAAGGCAGCGCAGAACCUGAUUGUGCUGGCCCGGGAAGAGGCUGGGGCGGAGAAGAUCUUCCAGAGCGACGGCGUGCGGCUGCUGCUGCGCAUGCUGGACACGGGCAGAGAGGACGCGAUGCUGGCGGCUCUGCGCACCCUGGCUGGCCUGUGCUCUGGGCACCGUUCGCGGACCAUGGCCAUCCUCGCGGAGCUGGGGGCACCACGCGUCUCGGCCAUGCUGGGAGUGGAGCACGAGCAGGUGUCUCUGGCGGCCUGUAACCUGCUGCAGGUCAUGUUCGAUGCGCUGAAGGAGGGGCUGCAGAGGGACUUCCGUGGCAAGGAGGAAGCCCUUGUACUGGAUCCCUCGAAGGAGCUGAAGCUGCUGAUCGGGCACCUCUUGGAAAUGCUGAACCGGGAGGGGACCUCGGCCCACGGCCGCGACAACACCCUCAACCUCCUCAUCAAAGUGGUGCCGCGGAAAUCACUGCGGGACCCCAACAACAGCCUGACCCUCUGGGUCAUCGACCAGGGCCUGAAGAAGAUCCUGGAGGUGGGGGGCACGGUGUGUGAGGCCCCCGGCAGCCUGCCUGCGACGGAGAACAGCCGGAUGAGCGCUGCCGUCCUGCUCAGCAAGCUGUACAGUGACCUGAAGUGCGACGCCGAGAGAGAGAACUUCCACCGGCUGUGUGAAGACUAUGUCAGGAGCUGGUUUGAGGGGCAUGGGUUGGCUGGGAAGCUCCGUGCCAUCCAGACGGUGUCGUGCCUGCUGCAGGGUCCCUCAGAGGCUGGGAACCAGGUGCUGGAGCUGGAGGGGAUCAUGGAGAGCGUGCUGGCUCUGUGUGCCUCCGUGCGGGAGGUUGACCAGCUGGUGGCCGUGGAGGCUCUGAUCCAUGCCGCUGACAAGGCCAAGCGGGCGUCUUUCAUCACGGCCAACGGAGUGACCCUGCUCAAGAACAUCUAUAAGUGCAGCGGGAAGGACAGCAUCCGCAUCCGGGCCUUGGUGGGGCUCUGCAAGCUGGGCUCUGCUGGAGGCACCGAUUUCAGCAUGAAGCAGUUCGCUGAGGGCUCCACCCUGAAACUGGCCAAGCAGUGCCGCAAGUGGCUGUGUAACGAGGCGAUGGACGCAGGCACACGGCGCUGGGCGGUGGAGGGCCUGGCCUACCUCACCUUCGAUGCGGACGUCAAGGAGGAGUUUGUGGAGGACAAGGCAGCUGUGCAGGCCAUGUUCCAGCUGGCCCAGUCAGAGGACAGGAGCGUGCUGUUCGCAGUGGCCUCGACGCUGGUGAACUGCACCAACAGCUACGACCACAAGGAGCCAGACCCCCAGAUGCUGGAGCUGGCCAAGUACGCCAAGCAGCACGUCCCAGAGCAGCACCCCAAGGAUGAGCCAGGCUGUGUGAGGCGGCGGGUGCGCAAGCUGCUGGCUGCUGGCGUGGUGUCAGCUCUCACCUGCAUGGUGAAGAGUGAAAACCCGGCGCUGACCAACUCCUGCCGGGAGCUGAUCUCCAGGGUGUUCCUGGCCGUGGUGGAGGAAGCAGCGGACAGAGGCAGCGUGGUGGCCCAGGGAGGGGGAAAGGCGCUCAUCCCGCUGUCCCUGGAGGGGACCACGGUGGGGCAGGCCAAAGCAGCACAGGCACUGGCGAAGAUCACCAUCACCUCCAACCCCGAGAUGGCGUUCCCCGGAGAGCGGAUCUACGAGGUGGUCAGACCCCUGGUGAGUCUCCUGCACCUGCAUCACACCGCCCUGGAGAACUUUGAGGGGCUGAUGGCGCUAACCAAUCUGGCCGGGAUCAGCGAGAGGCUGAGGCAGAAGAUCCUGAAGGAGAAAGCGGUGCCCAUGAUUGAGGGCUACAUGUUUGAGGAGCAUGAGCUGCUCCGCCUGGCGGCCACCGAGUGUAUGUGCAACAUGGCCAUGAGCAUAGAGGUGCAGGAGCUCUUCCUGGCCGAGGGCAGCGACCGGCUGAAGCUGCUGGUCCUGUACAGUGGGGAGGACGACGAGAAGCUGCGGCGAGCAGCCUCCGGCACCUUGGCCAUGCUGACCUCACUGCUGCCCCAGAUCUGCGGGAAGAUCACCCAAGUGACGGCUCACUGGCUGGAGAUCCUGCAGGCCUUGCUGCUCAGCCCCAGUGUGGAGCUGCAGCACCGCGGCGCUGUGAUCGUGCUGAACAUGAUGGCUGCAGACCGGGAGAUUGCGGCCAAGCUCAUGGAGAGUGAGAUGCUGGAGAUCCUGUCCGUGCUCGCCAAGGAGGAGCGCGACAAGCCCCGUGUGGCCCAGGCUGCCAAGGAGGGCCUGGCGCAGGCCGUGGCAUGUGGGCUGAUCAAACCCACCGUGAACGGAGAGUGACUGGCCACCUGGCAGGGUCCUUCCUGUGUGCGCACACGGCUCUGGGCUUGUAACGCCCCCAGCUGCGGCUAGGGAAAGAUGCUGCCUUCGGAGGCUGGAGCCCAGGGGAUGCUGAGGGCCAUGGCGGGGGAGGGAAGGGAGUGUGGGCUGAGCUUGCCUCUUGCAUCUUGUCUUAACCUACGAGUGUAUGCGAGGCUCUCAGGUACAUUUCUUCUCUGCACCCGCAUGCUGCAGGGUCCCCUUGACGCACUCCUGUCUAGCCUGGAGCCGGCAGCCUCCCCUCACAGCCCUGCUGGGAGCUCUCUGCAGCCAUCCAUGUCCUGCUGCACCCUGUGCUUGUCUCUGCCUGCCUGAGCAACACGCUCCCCAGUGCAGAUGGAUGCUGGGUUGGGGGACAGAUGGCACCUGCUGCCCCCCAGGAGGGGCCUUUGCACCUGCGCCUCUUCUUGUGCCUAACACCCAUCUGUCUCCUCCACGUGCUCUGCCCUUCACAGCUCUGCGCCGGGCUGGCAGGGAGGGGCAGGCUUCGGUCACAGCGGCUCUGGGCUGAGGGGCUGGCUGCUGUUUAGCGGGUAGGCGGUGCCUGGGCUGGAGGGGCAGCGCUGUGCUGCGGGGGGCUGAAGGCAGCAGCGGGGGGGUGUUGUAGAGGGGGCUGGGGCUGGUCUGAGCGGCUGGAUCAACCCAUUCUCUCCUGGAUGGAGGGUGCGGCUGGCCCCCGGGCUGGGGCUGGGGCUGUGGCUGUGGCCGGCCCCCUCCCUGUGGGUGAGCCCCGCCCGCUGACUGUAUGUACCGGCAGUGAUUUCCCUACACCUCCCCCUGAAUUUUUCCAACCCCCCCCCCAGUUUUGUGAGCU